This is a messenger RNA of Pogona vitticeps (central bearded dragon), 4647 nucleotides long. RefSeq names its product ATP binding cassette subfamily C member 6 (gene ABCC6). Gene Ontology annotation, biological process: transmembrane transport. Lineage: Eukaryota; Metazoa; Chordata; Lepidosauria; Squamata; Agamidae. Gene Ontology annotation, molecular function: ATP binding; ABC-type transporter activity; ATP hydrolysis activity. Gene Ontology annotation, cellular component: membrane. The record is from RefSeq and is a predicted model, not a curated record.
UCCUGGGUUUAGAAAGCGGGCGGGACCAACUCCCGGCCUAGCCCUUGUCCGGGCAAAUCCCCGCCCCUGGCCAGAGGGGCCAAAGGGCCACCACAGCCGGAGGAGCCGCGGGCGGGAGCGAUGAGCGGGGCAAGCUGGCUGUGCGGGUCUCGGGAGGAGGAUCCGGCUGCCAAGCUGUGGGACUGGAACCAGACAUGGCAUACCGACACCCCAAGUUUUACUUCAUGUUUCCGAAGUACUAUACUGGUCUGGAUUCCUUGUAUCUACCUUUGGAGCUCUUUCCCUUUUUAUCACCUUUCCCUUCAAAAAGCUCGAGUCUAUAUAAGGAUGUCUGCUAUCUUCAAAGCAAAAAUGGUCCUUGGCAUCACCUUCAUAGUGUUAUAUUUCUCAAGCACAAUCUAUGUUCUCUGGGAAGCAAACCAAGGGAUUCCACGCGCCCCAGGGCUCAUCAUCAGUCCUGGGUUACAAGGGGCCACAAUGACCCUGGUUCUAUUUCUAACCCAGAAGGAACGACUGAAAGGCAUCCAGUCUUCUGGCAUUUUGCUCCUAUACUGGUUGCUCUCUUUUCUCUCCACUGCCAUCAACUUUGGUUCUAAUAUACAACAUAUUCUGGAAGGUCCCUUCAAACAAGAUCUCUUCCACCAUGUCACCGCAUACAUUUAUUUCCCCUUGGUCUUGCUGGAACUCAUGUUGUGCUGCGUUGUAGACCAGCCUCCCUUCUUCUCUAAAAUUGAGAAUGACAAUAACCCGUGUCCUGAAUCCAGGGCUUCUUUCAUUUCCAAAGUCACAUUUUGGUGGUUUGUGAGGCUGAUGUGGAAAGGAUAUUGGAAACCACUACGAACAGAAGACCUCUGGUCACUAGCAAGAGAGAACUCUUCUGAAGAGAUUGUAACCCAGAUUGAAGCUGCAUGGAAGAAGAAUCACAUAAGGUUUCUGCCUGAGCAAAUUACAGGAUCUUUGAAAUUCAAAAGAGAGGAAGAAAAUGGAGAAGAUGCAGAUGAAACCACCAUUUUGCUACAGCCGGAACACAGUAAAAGCAAGGCAUUACUGAAAGCUUUCUGGAGUGUGUUUGGAAAUUAUUUUCUUUUUGGGAGCCUCUGUUUAGUCAUUGGCGAUGUCUUCAUGUUUAUGGUUCCAAAGACACUAAGUCUUCUCCUAGAUUUCAUCACUGACCAAGAAGCUCCUGCUUGGAGAGGGUAUCUCUGCGCUGUAACGAUGUUCCUCUUGGGUUGUCUCCAGACAUUGUUUGAACAGCAGUACAUGUAUAUGUGUCUUAUUUUGGGACUAAGGUUAAAGACAGCUGUUACUGGCCUUGUUUAUCGGAAGAUCUUAGUCACAUCAAACACAGCCAAGAAAGCAACAACAGUUGGUGAAAUAGUCAACCUGGUGUCUGUCGAUGUGCAAAAACUCAUGGAUUUCCUUAUUUAUUUUAAUGGGACUUGGCUCGCCCCCAUCCGGAUUAUCAUCUGCUUUGUAUUUCUUUGGCAGCUUUUGGGAGUAUCUGCUCUGACUGCAGUCGUGGUGUUUCUGUUUCUCUUGCCACUGAACUUUUUCAUUUCCAAAAAGAGAAGUUGGCUCCAGGAAGCUCAGAUGAAGCAUAAGGACAGUCGUGCAAAGCUCACCAGAGCCAUUCUCGCCAACAUUAAAAACCUCAAGCUACAUGGCUGGGAGAAGAAUUUUAUGGACACAAUGUUAGGAAUCCGAACCCAAGAACUGCAAGCUCUCAAGAAGUCUCAGUUUCUCUUCUCUGCAUCUCUCACUUCUUUCCACUCGUCUACAUUUCUGAUUUCAUUCAUCAUGUUCGCAGUCUACACGCUGGCAGACAGCAGAAACAUCUUGAAUGCACAGAAGGCAUUUAUCUCUCUGGCCCUGGUCAACAUACUCAACACAGCUCAUUCUUUUCUUCCAUUUUCCAUCAACGCUGUUAUGCAGGCCAAAGUUUCCAUAAAUCGUUUAGCUGCCUUUCUUUGUCUUGAAGAUCUGGAACAGACUAAACUAGACUCUACUCCUUUAGAUGGCACCCAGGAUUGCAUCAUGAUAAGGAAUGGAACUUUCAGCUGGUGCAGAGAAAGCCCUCCAUGCCUUAAAAGGAUCAACCUGACUAUAACCCGGGGCAGUCUGUAUGCUGUGGUUGGCCAGGUGGGAGCUGGGAAAUCAUCACUCCUCUCAGCGUUACUUGGUGAGCUGCAAAGAUUAGAAGGCUCUGUAGCAGUGAAGGGCUCAGUGGCAUUUGCUCCCCAAGAAUCAUGGAUCCAAAAUGCUUCUGUGGAAGACAACAUCACGUUUGGAGAAAAGUUGGACCAGAGGUGGUAUGACAGGGUGGUUGAAGCUUGCGCGCUGCUCCCAGACAUUGAUAGCUUCCCUGCUGGAAGUCAAACACAAAUUGGAGAAAAGGGGAUCAAUAUUUCUGGAGGACAGAAACAAAGGAUUUGCUUGGCUCGUGCCAUUUACAAGAAGGCAGCGGUUUACCUACUGGAUGACCCCCUUUCUGCUGUUGAUGCCCCAGUCGGCCAGCACAUAUUUGAACAAGUAAUUGGACCAAAAGGCUUAUUGAAAAACAAGACUCGUGUUCUGGUGACCAAUGCAGUCCAUCUUUUGCCCAAGGUGGACAACAUCAUAGUAGUAACAAGUGGAGAGAUUUCUGAAACAGGCACUUGUCAAGAACUUGGAAAAAGACAGGGACCUUUUGCAGAUUUCUUGAAGUCCCUUAAUACCGAAGAGCUGGAGGAUGAUGAACUACAAGGAAUGGCAGGCCACACUGUCAACCAAAGUGCAGGAAGGAGUGACACAAUCCCCAAAGGAGACAUAACACAUCCAGAAAAACAUGAAAGAUUUUCUUCAGCAGAGGGUGGUGAUUACGGGCCAACAGAUGUAGAUACAGCAGGAUUGAUGGCAGAAGACAAGGAACAACUAACUGGGAGGGCGAAGGCUUCUACCUACCUGAGCUACCUGAGAGUGGCUGGGGAUUUCAUCUGGGUAUAUAUCAUGCUUUUGUUCACCUGCCAGCAAGUUUCCUCCUUUUGCCGUGGCUACUGGCUCAGCCUGUGGGCCAAUGAUCCCAUUUGCAACGGAACCCAGCAGCAUACUGGACUCCGUGUGGGCGUCUCCUUUUUCCUGGGAUGUGCUCAAGCCAUUGGAAAGUUUGGAUCUAUAGCCAUGGUGUUCUUGGCUGGGACGGUGGCAUCACGUAAACUCUUCAGGCAUCUGCUCAACGAUAUUGUCCGGUCACCUCUGGCUUUCUUUGAACAGACACCCAGUGGCAACCUCCUCAACCGCUUCUCCAAAGAAAUUGAUGCCAUUGACACCAUCAUCCCUGACAAGCUGAAGUCUCUUCUGGGAUUCCUUUUUAACCUGCUGGAGAUCUAUACUGUGAUUCUCGUAGUCACCCCAAUAGCCAUCGUGGUCAUAGUUCCGCUAACAGUCUUGUAUGCUGUGUUUCAGACCUUCUUUGUUACCACUUCAUGCCAGCUUAAGCGACUUGAAGCUGCAGGCCGUUCUCCCAUAUACUCCAACAUUUCCGAGACCUUUGAAGGAAGCAGCGUCAUCCGUGCGUACCAUGCCCAGCAGCGUUUCGUUUGGCAGAAUGAUUUCAAGGUGGACAAAAACCAGGAGGCCUCUUUCUGUGUGGUGGCGGCUGACAGGUGGCUUGCCACAAACAUAGAAUUCCUUGGGAAUAGUAUCAUCCUAUUUGCAUCCUUGCUUGCUGUAAUAAACAAAUCACAUCUCAGUCCAGGUCUUGUGGGGUUUUCCAUCUCUUAUGCUCUGCAGAUAACGGGCAUCUUGAACUGGAUGGUCCGUGCUUUGGCAGAAUUGGAUAACAAUAUUCUGUCUGUAGAGAGAGUGAGAGAUUACUCAAGGACACCCAAGGAAGCCCCCUGGACUUCCCACAAUCCCCUUUUGUUUGACAACUGGCCUACGGAAGGAGAGAUUGAAUUUCGAGGCUACAGCCUGCAAUAUCAGCCAGACUUAGGGCUAGCUCUGAAGAACAUCAAUAUAAAGAUCAAGGGGCGAGAGAAGGUUGGCAUAGCUGGAAGGACAGGGGCUGGGAAGUCCUCUCUUGCAAUGGGCCUUCUAAGACUAGUAGAAGCUGCUGAAGGACAGAUCUUGGUGGAUGGACUGAACAUUGCCCAGAUAGGUCUGCAUGAUCUGAGAAACAAGAUUACUGUUAUCCCUCAGGACCCAGUACUGUUGUGGAGUUCUUUGAGAAGGAACCUCGACCCCUUGGAUGAACACUCCGAUGAAGACCUCUGGACUGCUUUGGAACGGACGCUGCUCAAGGACUUUGUUUUGAAUCUUCCCUGUCAGCUGGCAUACAAGUGUUCUGAAGGAGGCAGAAAUCUGAGUGUCGGCCAACGGCAACUCAUCUGUCUGGCACAAGCUCUCCUUCGUAAAGCUAAAAUUCUGGUUCUGGAUGAGGCCACUGCUGCUGUGGAUAUUGAAAGUGACCUCCAGAUUCAGUCCACCAUACGGACUCAGUUUAGAGACUGCACGGUUCUUACAAUAGCUCACCGCAUAAACACCUUUAUGGACUAUGACAGAAUUAUCGUUCUGGAAAGUGGCCGGGUGGCAGAAUUUGAUACCCCAGAGACGUUAAUAGCCCAGAAGGGGCUCUUCUACAGGAUGGCUAAAGAAUCAGGACUGAUCUGA